Pseudomyrmex gracilis is the source of this 2916-nucleotide messenger RNA. Its product is annotated as wee1-like protein kinase 1-A. Gene Ontology annotation, biological process: protein phosphorylation; mitotic cell cycle. The record is from RefSeq and is a predicted model, not a curated record. Gene Ontology annotation, cellular component: nucleus. The coding region runs from base 234 to 2027 and encodes 597 amino acids. The transcript has 4 exons. Lineage: Eukaryota; Metazoa; Arthropoda; Insecta; Hymenoptera; Formicidae. Gene Ontology annotation, molecular function: ATP binding; non-membrane spanning protein tyrosine kinase activity; magnesium ion binding.
UUCAGUUGAACUUCAGUAUAAUCGUGGAUACACGCAUAUAUAUGGUAUCGGCAACGUCAUCGGACGAUUCUGUAGAGAGAUAUAUACAGUUUUGUUUUUUUUUUCAUAACAGUCGCAACCGGUUAUUUCACUGAUUGUUUUACUUGCGUUUUGAUCAGCGCGGCGACGAAUAAAUAUUUGCGUCACGUACGUAUGCGUGUGGAGUGAAAUUUCUACAACAAAUACGCGUGGAUAUGGAGGUCGCACAGAAGGUGCGAUACGACGCGUGCGACAUGCAGAACGAAGAACUGAGUUGGAGCUGUCGUACAAGCAGCCCCGACUGUGAGACCGGCGAUAUCAUGGACUCUUCGACGGACGAUUUUGGCUCGCCGCCGACGCCUUUGCAGCCGCGCAAGCUCUUCACCACGGACUGUAACGACAACGAAAACGAUGUGCCAACCAAUAAUAACAAGACAGGUUCAGUUAAGGAAUAUACUCCAAACACAAAGGGAAUAGAAAGCAUUCAUGUUCAUGAAAAUAGCAGUGUGCAAGGAUUGUCAAUGACAUGUAGUCCACCUUACAAACGUGUUAGAGCUUUACGUUUGUUUGAUACACCCACUACUCCCAAAACUUUAAUAGAGAAGAGUGCUAUGCCUACUCCAGUUCCUUCCCGAUGUCCUCGAACUUUUUCCUUAGAUAAACCUAGACCUUCUAAAAUAAGUCCAAUUACCAAAAUAAGUCCUAGUUACCAAACUAAAUCUGAGAAACCUGCAGCAAAUGUAAAUCCAUUUACACCUACCAGCAUGCUAAUAACAGCAAGGAAGAGGAGCAGAUCUAAACGUAGCCUUAAUGGUAGUGAUAACUUAUUGGACAUACCAAAAUUUAAUCUUGCUGACUCCGAGGAUUCUGACAAUGAGUACGAACAUGUGACAAAGCGUGUGGCACUACAGGAUUCGAAUAUAUCACGAUAUCAUAAAGAAUUCCACGAACUUGGCUUGAUCGGAACUGGCGAUUUUGGCUCAGUAUAUAAGUGUGUGAAUCGACUAGAUGGGUGCACGUAUGCCAUCAAGAAGAGCCUAAAACCUGUGGCAGGCUGUAUUGCCGAGAAGAUUGCGCUAAAUGAAGUAUAUGCACACGCUGUGCUUGGUAAACAUCAGCACGUGGUGCGCUAUUAUUCCGCUUGGGCGGAAGACAAUCAUAUGAUUAUUCAGAAUGAAUAUUGUAACGGCGGUAGUCUCGCGGACGUGAUCGAGAAGAAUCGAAAACAAAACAAAUACUUUACUGAAGCGGAAAUGCGCCAAUUGCUACUACACAUAGCUGAAGGGCUCAGAUAUAUACACAGCAUGCAGUUGGUUCAUAUGGACAUCAAGCCUGGUAAUAUCUUUAUCUCCAAGGAGAAUAGAUUGCUCGCUCUCAACUAUGAUUCUGCUGACGACGGUUUUGCUGACGAAGAAGAUAUAGCUGAGGAUGAAAUCACCUAUAAAAUCGGCGACCUUGGUCAUGUCACAUCCGCCCAUAAUCCUCCGCCACAAAUUGAAGAGGGCGACUGUCGAUAUCUGGCUCUAGAAAUUCUGCAUGAGAAUUACAGUCAUUUACAAAAGGCUGAUAUCUUCGCUCUGGGAAUGACUGUUUACGAAGCAGGCGGCGGUGGUCUUCUGCCGAAGAACGGACCUUUAUGGCAAGAGAUUAGAGAGGGAAAACUGAAGGAAUUAUCACAUUGUAGUCGCGAUCUUAAUAAUUUAUUGAAGCUAAUGGUGAAUCCUGACCCGGAAAUAAGGCCAUCAGCAGCAUCUCUGAUACAACAUCGAGUCUUAUGUCCACCUGAAAAUAAAACCAAGGAGCAACUACGACGAGAACUGAACGCUGAGAAAAUUAAGAAUGAAAUUCUGUCCCAAAAGCUUCAUGAUGCGGCGGUGUACCUGAAAACCAUUGAGUCGAACAUUGAUGGCAGUAAUAACGAACGACAAUCAAGACCGUUUAUCACCACCAAGUCCUCUCGUACCAUAGGAAAAAAGGUCAAUCGUAGUAAUAGCACUACCAACUUUUAAGAGUAUUCUCGCAGUGAACCUUAUAAUACAGGUAAAACGACAGAAAGUAAAGAAAAUUAAGGAGCGACCUGAAAUACUAUGACAUGUGAUAUUGCGUAUCUAGUUUAAGUGUCAUUAUUCCAACAGUUAUAUAUAAAAGACAUUUUUUGUAUACCAUAAAAUUUACAUAACAGUAACAGAUGAAUAAUCUUCCUAUGAUGAGAGUAAUGUGUUAACGAUUGCUGUUUAUUAUAUAGUUGUAUAAUCGACAUAUAUAUAUAUAUAUAUAUAUGUUAAGUAAGCAUGUGUAUCGUUGCUGAAUUGUCGAAAACAGAAUUGUUAGUAUUUGAGUUCUCUGAGGAAGCACAAAACUUAUGUAUAUACAUUAUAGUGCUUUAGAGCGUUAAUUUAAAUUUCUUACAUAUGACAAGAGAAUAUAAUCUGAGAGUCAAGUUGAUUAAUAUGAAGCAGUUCUGAAGAUAUUAUGAAUUGGGAGGGAACUGCAUUAUAGCAGGCUAAUUUUGUGCAGGAAAAAAGAUUUCGAGACUAUUUAAUGUAUUUUCCCUUGUUUCGUUGAUAAAAUCUUUUCUUAUGUACUUUACGAGCUUAUGUCCGAUAUAAUUUUAAUUAAUGCAAUUUUAUUCUAUCUCGGUAUGCAGUGCAUGCGGAGUUACAGACAAUGGUAACAGAAAAUUGCAUGUAUAUGAGAAGAUAUAUAUAUAUAUAAUCACAUUAACGCAAUUGUAAUGUUUUCAAAAUUUAUAAGAUUUACAAAUUAUUUUAUUUUUCAGAUAUAGGUUUGUAAUUGCUAUUAUAAUGUUUGAUGAAACGUCCUUUUCUAUCUUUUGUGCUUUAUAAAUAACAACUUCUUCUUUUUCUUUUACUUUUUUGUGUAAAAAAAGAAUGGCAA